This is a messenger RNA of Saccostrea echinata, 653 nucleotides long. RefSeq names its product MIF-like protein mif-2. The coding region runs from base 40 to 372 and encodes 110 amino acids. Lineage: Eukaryota; Metazoa; Mollusca; Bivalvia; Ostreida; Ostreidae. The record is from RefSeq and is a predicted model, not a curated record. Gene Ontology annotation, molecular function: phenylpyruvate tautomerase activity. The transcript is spliced from 4 exons.
UAUACUUUCGCACUGAAAAGUUGAUACCGGGAAGUCAAAAUGCCGAUGGUAUUUCUGUACACUAAUCUAAAGGAUGAGGAGGUCCCUGCAGAUUUCGAGGUUAAAACUUCCAGAUGUGUGUCAGAAGUUCUGAACAAACCCAAAGAGAGAAUUCAUGUUAUUUUGAAUUCGGACAAACGUAUGUGUAGGAACGAAGAUUCUUCGCCCUGUGUGUUGAUUGAGAUUCAAUCCUUAGGCGUGUUUAGCGCCGACAAAAAUCCGGGAUACACAGAAAAGUUCAUGGAAUUCUUUUCGACCACACUCAGCAUUCCUAAAUCAAGAGUCACACUGGUGUAUAAAGCUGCUGAGGCCCACAUGAUCGGGAUAUUGUAGCAGAACAGUCUUGUGCAUACUACUAAUACAUAUUCACUAGUAUAAUAUAUAUAUAUAUAUAUAUAUAUAUAUAUAUAUAUAUAUAUAUAUAUAUAUAUAUAUAUAUAUAUAUAUAUAUAUAUAUAUACACACACAAUGUACUCCAUAUCCUAGAUUUUCCAACAAAAUUAAUGUUAUUGUUCAUUGACCCUUGAUUUGUUUAAUUUUAUUUUGAGAAUAUGUACAUCGUUUUUAGUUUGCAUGUUUUAUGGAUAAGUUCACGAAUAAAAAUAUACUGUCAU